AUGUUGGCUUUCAAACUCUCUCGCUUUCCACAUACAUCAUUUGCUCGUAAGCCUACAAGGCAGCUUUGUUUGAAGACUACGGAGUUACUAGAGUAUGACGUUCAGGAAAGUAAACGUACGUUUAAGAAGUUGCCACCUUCUGAAUGGGGUGAUCAUUUCCUUCGUCUUCCCAUCAAUGUCUCAGAGAUGGAUGCGGUUACAAGAGAGAUGAACGCAAUAAAGCCAACAGCAAGGAAGAUGCUCAUGUAUUCACAAGACGUGGAAGAGACAAAGAAGAGAAUUCUUACAAUCUACUUGCUGGUCGCACUUGGUCUCGCAUACCACUUCGAGGAUGAGAUAGAUGAUAAUUUGAAACACAGCUUCGAAAACAUGGAGACCGUUAUGGCCGGUGAAACUGACUUGUCCACAGUUUCGGUCAUAUUUUGGGUUUUCAGGACAUAUGGAUAUAACUUGUCUUCUGACGUGUUUAAGAGAUUUAAAGGGGAGGAUGGGAAGUUUAAAGAAUGUCUUAAAGAAGAUGCCAAAGGUCUACUAAAUUUGUAUGAAGCCACACAAUUAGGUACGACCACUGACGAUAUUUUGGACGAAGCCAUGAUCUUCGCGUCGAGCCACUUGGAGCGUUUAGUAGGUGGAACGUGCCCGCCUCAUAUCUCAAGGGUUAUACGUAAUGCGCUUUACAUGCCUCAGCACCACAAUGCUGAUAUAUUAUUCGCAAGUGAAUACAUUAGGUUCUAUAAACAAGAAGAUGCUCACAACAAAGUCCUACUCGAGUUGGCUAAGCUCAAUUUCAAGUUCCUUCAACUCCAUUGGAUUAACGAGCUGAAAACUCUAACCAAAUGGUGGAAUGACCAAGAUCUUGCAUCUAAGCUCCCACCUUACUUUAGACACAGAGUAGUGGAGUGCCAUUUAUAUGCAGUGAUUAUGUAUUUCGAGCCACAAUAUUCACUAGGCAGAAUCAAAUUGGCUAAGUUAUUGGUGCUCCUGACCGUUACGGAUGACUCUUGUGAUAGAUAUGGUUCUGUUCCUGAAGUUGCAAAGUUUCUUGACUGCAUCGAAAGAUGGGAUCCAGAUCUUGGGGAGAGUCUGCCAGAUUAUCUCAAAACCGUCUUCAAGUUUACUAUGGACGUUUUUGAAGAUUGUGAACGAGCGGGGAAGAGUGAAGAAGGACGAAGCUACAAUGUGGAAGGUGCUUUAGCAGAGUUCAAGAUACUCCAGCGAUCCCACCUUAACUAUGUUGAGUGGGCAAAGACAGAUAAGGUGCCAACAUUUGAAGAGUAUUUAGAGGUUGGGGGCGUGGGGGUCACAAUGUAUGCAACUAUAGCAUUGGGACUUCUCGGCUUGGGACCGAGUGCUACUAGGGAAGAAGGUUAUGCUUGGCUAAAAUCUAGACCAAAACUCGUUCAUGAUUUGGCAUCAAAGGGUCGUAUAAUGAAUGACAAGACUGGCUUCAAGGAUGACAUGAGCCGAGGUUUUAUCGCAAACGCUGUCAACUAUUAUAUGAAUGAAUUCGGAGCUACUGAAGAGGAAACAUAUAAGGCGUUUCAUAAAAUGGUUAGAGACCUGGAGAAGUCGGUGAACACAGAGCUCUUGAAGACACAUAGAAGAGUGCAUCGUGAAGUCCUAUCUCGAGCCAUUAAUUGUGGGAAAAUGAUUGAUGUUACCUACAGAUCCCACGACGGGUACACUCGUCCCAAAGGACAAUUCACAGAGUUUGUCGAAUCAUUGUUUGUCGACUACAUGGAUGCGUCUUUGAUGGUAAGUUAAGGGUUUUGGUUGAAACACUUGGUUCCACUCUAGCUCUUGUGAUGUAGCAUGUAUCUCUUUCUACCUUAUGAGUUUUAUUGAUCAACAUGUAAUAUGCCAAUAAACAGAUCAAUUUAAGCAUAGUUUGUUUA
This is a messenger RNA of Capsella rubella, 1895 nucleotides long. RefSeq names its product putative terpenoid synthase 5. The transcript is spliced from 8 exons. NCBI's taxonomy places the organism in Eukaryota, Viridiplantae, Streptophyta, Magnoliopsida, Brassicales, Brassicaceae. The record is from RefSeq and is a predicted model, not a curated record. Gene Ontology annotation, molecular function: magnesium ion binding; terpene synthase activity. The coding region runs from base 1 to 1764 and encodes 587 amino acids. Gene Ontology annotation, biological process: diterpenoid biosynthetic process.